This is a messenger RNA of Colletotrichum orchidophilum, 111 nucleotides long. RefSeq lists its product as uncharacterized. The record is from RefSeq and is a predicted model, not a curated record. The coding region runs from base 1 to 111 and encodes 36 amino acids. The transcript is spliced from 2 exons. Lineage: Eukaryota; Fungi; Ascomycota; Sordariomycetes; Glomerellales; Glomerellaceae.
AUGCCCUUCACCCGGGCCGUGUCCUCGACUUGUGGACCGUCUCGCCCUCUCAUCCAGCGCCUCGGCGAGCGUGUCUCACAAUGGAGCAUGGCUGCGACUCACCAUGCUUGA